AUGACCGAGGACCCACCUACACGCACAGACUCCUCGAGCGAGGAGUUAACCACCUCUUGCACCACUUUCCCACCGUUUUCUCCACACUUCCAAUGGGACCAGACGACUGAGUUAGGAGCGUUUGCGCAGCAUGCUCCAGAGUGUUUCCCGGGAGGCCAUCGGACUUUGCGUAAUCCCUACCGCAGCAUUGACUUUGACUCCACAGAGAUCCAGAACACGGCCAUCCAGGAUCUGAUCUGUGACCACUCGCUGUCGCCGGGCUGGUACCGAUUCAAGAUCAACAACAAGCCGGCGGAGAUGCCAACCAGCUGCGUCGAGAUGAACCGUUGUGGGACGCAGGCGCCGGUGUGGCUGUCACUGAAGGAUACCUCCCUGCCUCGGCCCGGUGAGGUCCGCCAGCUCUCCGCAUGUGCCACCUGGCAGUUUUUCCACGGCAGCACCAAAGACUGCUGCCUCUUCCGCAUUCCCGUCACUGUGCGAAACUGCGGCGAGUUCCUGGUCUACUAUCUGCAGCCCACGCAAGGGUGCAUGGGAUACUGUGCUAAAGAUGCUCCAGAUUUGGGACCCAGACUCUGCCGACCAGGUGAGGUGGAAGUCAACGGUCGAUGCAAAGCUGCCAUGCCACCCCUGCUGUCCCGCCCGGUGAUCGUCCCAGAGCUGAUCGGCCACAGCGUCCACUUAAGAUGCUCCUUCAUCCCGCCGCCGUGGAGCCAGCCUCUGGGCUUCCACGUGGUUUGGGCCAGACAUAUCGGCCACAGCAUGAAGGCUGAGAUCAGGCAGGAAUCCACGCUGAAGCCGUUCUCGCUGGUGGAGAUGGAUGGUGUUCAUUUCAGACUGGGGGAAAUGUUCUCCUGCAGUGUGUCGACUUUAAGAGCCAACUCCAGCCACAGUAGAUCCACUCCAAAAGAAAGUGAGAGUUUCUAUGCUGGACUAAAGUUUUCUCCAGAUUUGCUGUACAUAGCGGAGAACAGUAAGGAGCAUGAAGUGACCGUCCACAGCACUGUACCGAUCCCCUGCUACGGCCCCAACCACGGCCACCAGUGUGGAGUCCCUCUGGCUCUGAAUGUCAACGAUCCAGACAGUCUCAGACACGAGGCCUCCAAUGUGGUGCUGUCUGCCUGCCAGGUGGAGCUCCAGCCAACCGCCUGCAGUGAUGGCAGCUGCGGCCAGGCGACAUUUUUUGUCACUGCCGUUACCGAUUUCACACGUGACGGCAACAGGCCGAGUCUGAUUGGUGCUCUGCCCGGACCCAGUGCUCCGCGACUCUGGAGGACCUACGUUCCAAUCUCACUGAAAGUCACGGUUCAGGACGUUCCCACUUCCAUCUGCUACUCCCUGACUGAUCCACAUGUCAUUACACUGGACGGCAGACGUUAUGAAAACCACCAGACUGGCACCUUUGUACUUUACCGGAGCCUCGCCAGGGAGUUCGAGGUCCACUCUCGCCAGUGGGACUGUGGCAGUCGACAUUAUGCAGUCGCCUGCAACUGCGGCAUGGCGGUGCGAGAGGGCAAUGAGGUAGCUGUAUUCGACAUGUGCAAUGGCCAACCACAGGAAACGAGGCCUCGGCUCACCCUGAAGAAACUGGGUGAUGAUGAUAGCAAGAGCAGCCAGGUCAGGGUGCUCGAAACCUACCAGGGAAAGAAGGUCACCUUGAUCUUUCCCUCCGGGGCCUUUGUCAGGGCCGACGUGGACGAUUGGGGGAUGAGCCUGUCCAUCCGGGCGCCCAGCGUUGACUACGGAAAUACACAAGGCCUCUGCGGCACCUUUGACCACAAUGGCAACAACGACUUCCACGGCUCUGAUGGUGGCUCCUACGGCCCUGAUGACCUGCAUCACUUCAUAGAGGACUGGAGGAUAGCUCCGGGUGAGAGUUUAUUUGACAAGAUGCCUCCUGGGACAAGUCAAGAGGUCAGACGCCCUUUCUGUCAGUGCCAAAAAGGAUACAGCACUUCUCAUCAUGCUGGCAGAGGGAUGGGGAACCUCUACAAUCCUUCCGCUCACUCUGACUGCAUCGCUUAUGAUAAUGUGGAUUACACAUCUGUGUUCCCCUCUAUGGACACAACACUGGAAUAUAUCAAGAGUGCAGAAAGAGAGGAAAGUAUCCUGAAUAUGUCUUCCUUUAACAGUCAUCCUCUUGAGAGGGAGAACCUUAAGUUCCACAGUGAGAAGAGGCAACACAGUGACAGUGAUGAUAAACUAGAUUUUGAGUUCAGGGAGGACCUUCUCCUUUCCGUUGACAGACCAAGGAGACAGGCAAUGUUUGAAUUCCAGCCUGUCUUCACCACUCAAAGCCUCAGCCAGGUUGAUCUGGAAAGCCUGGCCUACUUCUUCCCUGAGGAUCACCUGGCGGAAGCACGACCGGAGGUGGACCCUCAGUGGCCCACGCCAAGUGGCCUGACCUCGGCCAAAGCUCUGGAAGUGUGCCAGAUGGCUUUGGCCAACUCCACUGUUGGUGCAAUGUGCCGGGAGCUGCUGGGACGCCGCCUGGACGAGGCUGUGGAUCUCUGCAUCCUGGACCUGCAGCUGAAAGAUGACCUGGGCUGGGAGGAGGCUCUGUUGCCAUACCUGGAGAACGAGUGCGAGAGAAGGUUGUUGGAAAACCGGACCCAGAGAGCACUGGAGCUGAGUAGCUCACCGGGAACAUCAGGAGUGGUGACAGCGCUGCGCUGCCCCAACUUCUGCAACGGAAACGGAGAGUGUACAGAGUGGGGCUGCCAGUGCCAUCGCAGCUACAGCUUCUACGACUGCAGCCUGGCCAUAAGCCAGCCAAUUGAAAUAACAGAUUUGGAGAACAGUGGCCUGUGUGAUAUCCGAUCAUUCGACUGUCGCAACGUUCGGGUCUUCGGCCUCGGCUUCAUCGACUCUCCUGACCUGAGCUGUCAUGCCAUCAGAUUGAAGUACAUGAACGGAGUUUGGGUUCCAGGUGAGAAACAGAGAACAAAAGCCACUUUCCUCAGCUCCAAAGCUUUAGACUGCGCUGUUCCAUCCCUGAGCAACACGGCCAUCAAUACAGAAGACUUCAUGAUGGAUGACAAACCAUAUGCACGCUGGGAGAUUAAGGUGACCAAUGAUGGUUCCCAGUACAGCCCAGCGAAGGUGCUGACUAUCUAUGAUGGUGUUUGUCAGGUCUGCGAGGCGUCACGCUCAGGACUCUGUAAGUUAAAGGACCGGACGUGUAACAUCGACGGGAUGUGUUUUGCAGAGGGAGACGCCAAUCCCAGCAGCCCUUGCCUCCUGUGUGAUCCUGACACCUCCAAAGUCACCUGGUCUGUGAACCAAGUCAACGAGCCGCCAGCCUUCCACCAACCUCAGACCGACCUGCGGACAUUCGCAGGGGAGAACUUUGUCUUCCAGUUCGCUGCAUCAGACCCAGAGGGUUCAGCGCUCCUCUUCCAGCUGGAGGAAGGACCAAAGGGGGCCAUUCUCUCCCCGGCCGGCCUCCUCAUCUGGAGGGUCCCAACGCUUCCCACGGAGGAUGGACAUCAAUUGAGCCCCUCCGUCCACUUCACGCUGUCGGACGAGUGCAACGCCCAAAGCAGCUUCACCGUCCAGAUCGAUGUUGUGCCGUGCGGCUGUCAGAACGGAGGCUCGUGCGUGACGGAUGUCAAUUUCCCCGCCGGCAGUGGGAAAUACCUGUGCGUAUGUCCCGAGGGGACGCAGGGCGACCUCUGCGAAGAGGAUAUAGAUGAAUGUUUGUCUGCUCCGUGCGCGGCCGGCAUGUGCAUCAAUACAGCUGCUGGGUACAGAUGUGAAUGUCCUGCGGGGCUGAGAGGUGUAACGUGCCUGGAAGAUAUCAACGAGUGUGAAAAGAAACCCUGCUUUCCAGGAGUGCAGUGCUUCAACAGCUUUGGCUCCUAUGGCUGCGGCCCCUGUCCCAAAGGCAUGCUGGGAAAUGGGACAACAUGUGUGGCAGUCGUGAGGGCAGCCACCAUCACUUCCACAUCUGCUCCUCGUACAACUGUCUACAAGAUACCAGAUGUUCGGCCCAAAAUAAAGACAGACGCUUUCCAGAAGACCUCAAGUGGUAGCUCCCCGCAGAUGAGGGCCGAGGCGGGGAAGACAGUUCCAAGAAUUGACCCUGGUCGAUCACAAACUAAGACCACCACUUGGAGGAGGACUCAAGGAGUUAGCCCAAAACCAUCCCUCACUGAGGCAGAAUCUAACAAGAGCAUCAAAACUACUACAUCGUCCCAAACUGAGACUGAUACUUUAAAGAAGACUCACGAAAUUGAGCUUAAUCCUUCCACGGCUAACACAGACCCAGCUGAUCAGUCCAAAAUCAGCAAUGCUAUCGCUACGACGUCCACAGUAGCCCAACCACCAGGAAGACCAGCUGCAGGAUCUGGUCAGUCUCCUGCUGUCAUCGUCUCAGCUACGUGUGCCAGCAGGCCUUGCUUCCCCGGGGUUCAAUGCAUCAACCGCAGGCCUCCACAUGUCGGCUAUGUCUGCGGCCGCUGUCCACCCGGCCUUUACGGCAAUGGACGCAUCUGCAUGAAGAACGCCAAGGCAGCGUCCAAUCAUCUUAAUCAGCAGCAGACAAUAAGCAAGACCAGCCGAUCCCCGCACGGAAGCACCAGCAAGGUUUCCCAGCUCCACUUACCUGCCUUGCCAAACAGGCACGGUAUCAAACACAUGUCCGUGUCUGUCAGCAGAGCGAACAGAGAUAACGCUCCACGCCAGGUUCCCCCCUCUGGGAGGGGAGGUGGGACAGGGAGGAGAGAGGCCGUCGCAAUCACCCGACAAAACCCCAGAUCAGACGCCAGGGCGUAUGGCAGAUCUAGCAUCACUACCUCCAGGGAGUUUGUAGCUUCCCAUGUGACCGUCUCCAAGUCUGGAGGAGCGUUGACAGGUGCAACAACGUCCAGAGUAACUCCUCCAGCUCCUCAUCUCUCCACUGGUGAAGUGACACAGCCAAAAAAAACAACUCAGCCACAGCUCAACCACUUGGCGUCCACCCAGGUCAAACCCUGGACCCCUCCAAGACCGGCCCGACCACUCACAGCAGCCCUCACCGCUCUGUCUUACUCGCUGUCCGAGACUGAGUUCUCUGCAGACGGAGACGAAGCAGAGCCUGGAUCCCAAGGUCCAGAGGUGCUGCUGCCAGUGAUCCCAUCACUGACUUUCACAACACCAGGCAGGACAAUCUACAGCUCCGCCCUCCAAAGAGCUACUCCCAUCCAACCAGGGGUUAGGAGUGCAAUGACAGCGGAGAAAUAUAUGAUGUCAUGCGCUGACCGGCCGUGUUUUCCUGGCGUCCAAUGUGAACCGGCCAUGGAUGGAGGUUUCCGCUGUGGGAGGUGUCCUGUUGGAUACACCGGAGAUGGACGGGCCUGUCGAGCUGUCUGCAGGCACACAUGUGGAAGGAACAUGGAGUGUGCGGCGCCAAAUACGUGUCGCUGCAAACCGGGCUACACUGGAUUAGACUGUCAGACAGCAAUCUGUGAGCCUGAGUGUAUGAACGGAGGAGCUUGCAUUGCUCCAGGCGUGUGUCGGUGUGUCGGAGGAUUUCAUGGAGAGAACUGUCAGGAAGCUCUGUGCAGGUUACCCUGUGAAAACGGAGGCACCUGCGUUGGACUGCAGACUUGUUCCUGUCCUUAUGGUUUUGUUGGACCUCGAUGUGAAACCAUGGUGUGUAGCCGCCACUGUCACAAUGGAGGCCAGUGUGUGUCACCGGACGAGUGCAUGUGUCCAUCAGGCUGGACUGGACGAACCUGUGAGAUAGCUCUUUGCUCUCCAGUCUGUCUCAACGGAGGUUUGUGUGUUCGGCCAAACGCCUGCGAGUGUCCUCAUGGUUUCUACGGUGCACAGUGUCAGAACGCCGUCUGCAGUCCUCCCUGUAAGAACGGAGGUUUGUGUAUGAGGAACAACGUCUGCUCCUGCAUGCAGGGAUACACCGGGAGGCGCUGUGAGAAAAGUGUGUGUGAGCCCAUGUGUAUGAACGGCGGCAGGUGUGUGGGCCCAGAUGUUUGCGACUGUCCGUCAGGCUGGCGAGGAAAGAGAUGUGAUAAACCCAGCUGCCUGCAGAAGUGUCUGAACGGAGGCGAGUGUGUGGGUCCCAACAUCUGCCACUGUGCAGCCGGAUGGCAGGGCAUGUUGUGUCAGAUCCCUCACUGUCAACAGAAAUGUCUCUACGGCAGUCGCUGUAUCCGACCAAACGUCUGCGCCUGCCGCAGUGGAUACUCAGGCUCUCUUUGCUCCAAGAGGCUCCCUAUCGCUCAAGGUUGACACCACCUAACAGCUGGAGGGCCAAUCAACACCGAUAAAAACCUGCGAGAUCCAGAUCCAGAGCCGUCAGCUUAAAGCAUCGUCCAAACUUGU
Molecule: messenger RNA, 6321 nt
Organism: Scomber japonicus (chub mackerel)
Lineage: Eukaryota; Metazoa; Chordata; Actinopteri; Scombriformes; Scombridae
Product: von Willebrand factor D and EGF domain-containing protein
Exons: 35
Coding region: 1-6228 (2075 amino acids)
Molecular function (GO): calcium ion binding
Source: RefSeq, a predicted model, not a curated record